AGUGUCGUGGCUUAUUUUAAGUGAUUAGGUCCAAAAGAGACUGCUGUUCCAAAAUGUUUCGCCAGCAAGGGCGCCGCCCUCGAUGGAUCCUGGUCCUUUGCACGCCGUUGUUCCUUUGUGGCACCCUUUUCUUUGAUUUCCCAAAACAAUCGACUCCCACACCCUCGAGCGCCCCCAGUGCAACACCCUCGAGUGCCAGUGCCACACGUGCAGCCCGUGCCUCGAGUGUGGCCCGUGCCCCGCUCGGUGAAGGGGAAUGGGACCCAGCAUGGGCAGUCCAAUGCACCAAGAAGUCCAACGUAACCCAGGCAGCCUCCGUUUUACGGUCUCGGCUCCUGCGCUACGGACGAGCCUCGGCGGACGCCAUUGGACCCGAUGCGGUGCUCAAUGGUUUUCGGGUGUUGUCGGCCGCCAAGAACUUCAUGUCCAAGUUCCUGGUGAAGUUGGACCAUCGAGGCUUGGCCUUUUACCCAUUGCUCGUACAGCGUGACAAGUCCAAUUCCACGGAGUCGGCAGAGAAUGAGAAGGGGCCUCUCUAUAAGAUGAGACUUACGGCUGAGGCGAUUCCUUUGCCGGAGGUCCCUGAGGUGGCUAUAGAUGACAUAUUCUUGGCCCCUGCUGCGGACGACAAGAUUACCGGCUUAGCCACUGCUGUGAAGGAGAAAGUCAUGGCAGACGGCAUUGCUCGGGUGGCGGGCCUGGGAGGCACUUCGAUGAAUCGGCUUCUCAAGGCUUUGAUCCGAGCCAAUGAUUUCCUGGCAAAAGAGCAGGACGAGGACAGCUCCGAGCCAGUAUAUCUCUGGGCUGUGCCUGGCAAACCUCAAGACAUCGGGAAGAGCAAGGAUGGUGGGGUCUUAUCGAGCUGCUUUGAUGUGGUCAAAGGGCCAAUACCUGAACUAUAACGGUAGAACAUGUAGAGCUG
Messenger RNA from Durusdinium trenchii, 922 nucleotides. NCBI's taxonomy places the organism in Eukaryota, Dinophyceae, Suessiales, Symbiodiniaceae. The record is from the annotation of a GenBank genome assembly.